GAUAAAGCUAAACCGCAUAAAAUGUUAUUUAUAAGCGUAAUAUUUUCAUACUAAUAACAUAAAUUGCCCCAGCCAUUUAGCAAGGAAAAAAAUGAGAAAUUUCCUAUAUUUAUCCACUAUUUUCUUCAUAGUGAUCCUGCAGGUUGUUUCGAGCCAGGACCUCCAACAAUGCAGAGAGAAAAUCAUCAGUCAAAUAUCCGCAGUAAAAUUCGGUCAAUAUCCGAAAUGCUUCGACGCUAGUAAACUGACCCAGCUGAAAAACAACACGGACAUCCUGCACGAGAUGUACAAAACGAUCACCGAAAACUGCAAAUCGCCGACCGCGGAAAACAUUAAAAUGUGCCUGGAACAUUUUAAGAAUUUCCUUCAGUCCAAGUCCGACGAAAUCCAGGCGGUGAUCGUUGGGGCGAUCCAUACAUUUUUCGACGCAUCCAGGGGUUGUGUGGAUAGUUUUGUGGAUAAAGUGGGCAAUCUGGACGAGUGGAUCCAAAGUGGAUGUGAGGGCGAUUUACCAGAGGGCCAGUAACAUGUUUAACAAUACUGUGUUUAAAAAUUAAUAAUAAAAUAACGUUAAAGGUU
This is a messenger RNA of Anthonomus grandis grandis, 579 nucleotides long. RefSeq lists its product as uncharacterized. The coding region runs from base 92 to 526 and encodes 144 amino acids. The record is from RefSeq and is a predicted model, not a curated record. The transcript has 2 exons. NCBI's taxonomy places the organism in Eukaryota, Metazoa, Arthropoda, Insecta, Coleoptera, Curculionidae.